This is a messenger RNA of Brassica oleracea var. oleracea, 2254 nucleotides long. Its product is annotated as mitogen-activated protein kinase kinase kinase 3. The transcript is spliced from 17 exons. The record is from RefSeq and is a predicted model, not a curated record. Gene Ontology annotation, molecular function: protein kinase activity; ATP binding. Lineage: Eukaryota; Viridiplantae; Streptophyta; Magnoliopsida; Brassicales; Brassicaceae. Gene Ontology annotation, biological process: protein phosphorylation. The coding region runs from base 116 to 2077 and encodes 653 amino acids.
UUUAAUUUUGAAUUACAGAUCGAGUUUCUCAUUCCCUCCUCUCUGAACAUUCACGAAGCACCCGAUGAAUCUUCACUAAUCUCUAUAACGAAAUCACUUCGCGAGAGCACCAAAGAUGCAAGAUAUCCUCGGAUCGGUUCGCCGAUCGUUAGUUUUCCGGUCGUCUUUAGCCGGAGACGACGGAGGAGGAGGAGGAGGAGGACUCAGCGGAUUCGUCGGGAAGAUCAACUCCAGCAUCCGCAGCUCUCGGAUCGGACUCUUCAGCAAGACGCCUCCUGGUCUCCCCGCUCCGCCGAGAAAGGAGGAAGCCCCGGCGAUUCGGUGGAGAAAAGGGGAGUUAAUCGGCUGCGGCGCUUUCGGGAGGGUUUACAUGGGGAUGAACCUCGAUUCCGGCGAGCUUCUCGCGAUUAAACAGGUUUUAAUCGCUCCGAAUAAUGCGAAGGAGAAGACUCAGGGGCACAUUCGAGAGAUUGAGGAAGAAGUACGACUUCUCAAGAAUCUUUCACAUCCAAACAUUGUUAGAUACUUGGGUACAGUAAGGGAGAGUGAUUCGUUGAAUAUCUUGAUGGAGUUUGUUCCCGGUGGUUCUAUAUCAUCUUUGCUGGAGAAGUUUGGGUCUUUUCCUGAACCUGUGAUAAUAAUGUACACAAAGCAACUUUUGCUUGGUUUGGAGUAUCUUCACAAGAAUGGGAUCAUGCAUAGAGAUAUCAAGGGGGCUAAUAUUUUGGUCGAUAACAAAGGGUGCAUCAGGCUCGCAGAUUUUGGUGCUUCCAAGAAAGUUGUAGAGCUAGCUACUGUAAAUGGUGCCAAAUCUAUGAAGGGAACGCCGUAUUGGAUGGCUCCUGAAGUCAUUCUCCAGACUGGUCACAGCUUCUCUGCUGAUAUAUGGAGUGUUGGGUGCACUGUGAUCGAGAUGGCUACAGGGAAACCUCCCUGGAGCGAGCAGUAUCAGCAGUUUGCCGCUGUACUUCAUAUUGGUAGAACAAAAGCACAUCCACCAAUUCCAGAAGACCUCUCACCAGAGGCUAAAGACUUUCUACUGAAAUGCUUACACAAGGAACCAAGCUUGAGACUCUCUGCAUCCGAAUUGCUUCAGCAUCCCUUUGUAACUGGAGAGCACAUGGAAUCUCAUCUAGCGUUCCAUAAAUCGUUUACGGAAUGCGAAAACCCAAUAGCCACACAAGGAAAUAGUGUCAGGAGUUCAAUAAACUCUUUGAUGAGGAGGUCAACCUGUUCAGGCUUGAAGGAUGUAUGUGAACUCGGAAGCUUGAGGAGUUCCCUUAUACACCCAGAGAAAUCAAAUAACUCAGGAUUUGGUUGGCGAGAUGGCGACUCUGAUGACCUUUGUCAGAUCGAUAUGGAUGAUCUCUGCAACAUUUCAUCAGUCAGCAACAAUGUUUUGUCACAGUCCACAGAUUUAAACAAGAGUUUUAAUCCCAUGUGUGAUUCCACGGAUAACUGGCCAUGCAAGUUUGACGAAAGCUCAGAAGUGAUGAGAAGUAAAUCUAACAUGCUUUCUUACCAAGCUGCUGAACUCAAAUCUGGUGUUCCAUGUGAUGAGGAAACCAGCUUAACACUUGCUGGUAGCUCUUCCGUGGCAGAGGAUGAUUAUAAAGCCACAGAGUUGAAAAUAAAAUCAUUUUUGGAUGAGAAGGCUCAAGAUUUGAAAAGGUUGCAGACCCCUCUGCUUGAAGAAUUCCACAACGCUAUGAAUCCAGGGAUACCACAAGGUGCACUUGGAGACACCACCAACAACUACAAGUUACCAAACCUACCAACUAUAAGCAAGUCACCUAAACGACUUCCGAGCAGACGGCUCUCAGCUAUCAGUGAUGCAAUGCCCAGCCCAUUCAAAAGCUCAAAACGUACACUGAACACAAGCAGAGUGAUGCAGCCAGGAACGGAGCCAACUCAAGUCAACGAGUCAUCCAAGAAGGCAGUAAAUAAUAGCCGUUGUUUUUCAGAGAUACGACGGGAGUGGGAAGAAGAACUCUAUGAAGAGCUUGAAAGGCAUCGAGAGAAUCUGAGACAUGGUGGUGCAGGAGGGAAGUCUCCAUUAUCAGCUCAUAAAGGAUAAGAGAGAACGGUUAAGAGAAGCAUUGUAUGUUUCUCUCUUUUGUAAACCCAAUAUCACUCUGUUCCUUUUUUGUACUGUUUUUUUUUUUUUUGGUGGGGUGGUUUUCAUCACUAUUAUUACAUUUGAUCUAUAUAUGUAGUUAGUUCUUAAAUGAUCAAAAAUAAUUUAUUCUAGUUA